AUGGUGAAGACCCUUGAUUGCUGGAGGUUUGGUACCAAAUGCGCCGGCUGUUCCCAAGGCAUCUCCCCCAGCGACCUGGUCCGGAAAGCCCGGAAUAAAGUGUUUCACCUGAACUGUUUCACCUGCAUGGUCUGCAACAAACAGCUUUCCACGGGCGAGGAACUGUAUAUCAUCGACGAGAACAAAUUUGUUUGCAAAGAGGAUUAUUUGAACUCUCCCACCCUGAAGGAAGGCAGCCUCAACUCAGAUUACCAAGGUGACUACUACGGCCCGGGAGGCAAUUAUGACUUUUUCCCCCACGGGCCGCCCUCCCAAGCCCAAUCCCCGGCCGAUUCCAGCUACCUUCAGAACUCAGGACCCGGCUCCACCCCCCUGGGACCCUUGGAGCCCCCCCUAAGCGGACACCACUCCUCAGAAAACCAAAGGUACACGGAUAUGAUCUCACACCCCGACACCCCCAGCCCCGAGCCGGGGAUGACCGGGUCACUUCACCCCAUCCCUGGGGAGGUCUUCAGCGGGGGGCCCAGCCCCCCUUUCUCCAUGUCCAGCAAUAGCGGCUACAGCGGGGGGCUCCCGCACCCCAACCCGGAGCUCAGCGAGGCGGCGGUGUGGUAG
Molecule: messenger RNA, 615 nt
Organism: Chaetura pelagica (chimney swift)
Lineage: Eukaryota; Metazoa; Chordata; Aves; Apodiformes; Apodidae
Gene: LHX5
Product: LIM homeobox 5
Exons: 3
Coding region: 1-615 (204 amino acids)
Biological process (GO): regulation of transcription by RNA polymerase II; neuron differentiation
Cellular component (GO): nucleus
Molecular function (GO): DNA-binding transcription factor activity, RNA polymerase II-specific; RNA polymerase II transcription regulatory region sequence-specific DNA binding
Source: RefSeq, a predicted model, not a curated record